This is a messenger RNA of Durio zibethinus, 3140 nucleotides long. RefSeq names its product phytanoyl-CoA dioxygenase-like. The record is from RefSeq and is a predicted model, not a curated record. NCBI's taxonomy places the organism in Eukaryota, Viridiplantae, Streptophyta, Magnoliopsida, Malvales, Malvaceae. Gene Ontology annotation, molecular function: phytanoyl-CoA dioxygenase activity.
GGAAAUGUUUCCCAACUUGCUAACGAAAGAGAUGCUGGCAUCUGGGGAAGAACUUGCUCCAUAUAAGAACUUCUCUUCCAGGAUGGCUGCCAUAGACUAUACUGUUUGCCUUCAUAGUGAGGUAUUUUUGACAAACUCAAGGUGGAAAAUUUCCUCAUUUUCUGAUGGGCCACAGGAGAUACUUGUAUGGAGGACACUCAAAGACAAUUUGACCAGACAAGCGAAAGUUGGCAUUGCUAUUUGAUAAUCCUAAUAAUGGUUAUGCAUUUAUCUUAUAUCUAAAAUCUACCUAUACUUUAAGGCUUUGCUUGGUAGAGAGUAUGGAAAUGGAUGAGGAUGGAAAACUUAUUAAUUAAUAGUUAAACUUUAAAGUAGGAAAGUGAUUAUGAAUUUUAACUAUUAGAUUAACAAGUUUUUCAUCUUCACCCCUUUCCAUCCUCUCCACCAAGCAAAGCCUAAGUUACUUUUUUUUUUUUUUCCUUAAAGUAAGGCAAUUCGACCAGACAAGCAAAAGCUGGCAUUGCAAUUGGUCAUUUUGGAAGUGUCCUUAGGGGAAAUCUAGGGAUAGUUGCUAUGUUCUAUAAUGAAACACAUAUCAUCAUGGGUUCUUGUAGAAUGCUUCUUAUUUGUGAUAAUUGGAAAUAAGAACUGCUGGAUUCAAUUUACCAUCCUUCUUAUUCCAGGUGGAAAAGUUUCAAGCGACAAAUGCUGAAUAUGUGGUCUCAUAGUGACUUAAACGGGAUUUGAACUGAAAAGGCCAAAUGAUUCAAUAUAUACAUUCCCAUGCCCUGACUGCAUGCAUCGUACAAACAGAUCAGAAGACUCAAUAUCAUCAUCAGCCACGUGAUCUGCUUAGAGAAAUUUUGAUGGGUGUUUCUUGUUCCUGUAACCUGCUACCCCCCCCCCCUUUCUUUGUGUCUAAUAUUUUCAUUCUUUUUGUCCUCUUCAUUUGGCAAGGGGGCAUACAAUUCAAUUUUGGGAGCUUUGAGGAUUUUUCAAAAGUCACAUUGAUCUAAUUAUUUGACCGGGAUUGAGUUGAUGGGGAGUUGCAUCUGUUUGUAUAUGAUGCCACAGGACACAAAAAUUGACAAUUUUGCAAUUGGAGGGAUUACCCCGGCAUUAACUGGAGAUUGAUAGCAGCUGCUGUAUCUAACCAGCUGUGGAUAUAACACAUCAGAUUCUUUCACACCCUGGUUGUGUGAUUUUUUGUAAAUUAGUUGCUGUUAGAAUUGUAAGACUGAAAGAAAAGAAGAAAUUUUGUAUACAUUUGUCGGAAAUCAGGGUAUUGUUUUUGCCUGUACAAUUUUUGGUCAAGGUCUUUAUCUUUUCUUGCUGGAUUUGUUUUCCCUCUUAUCAUUUUAGACUAGUCAUGGUCUAUUACAAGGCAAAAUAGUUACAGAGACAUGAUCUCGUAUGUUUGUCAAAGGUUACAUAACAAAAGUCCAAACUCGUUUACGUCAUUUGUUAGACUACAAAUUUUCAUAUUUCAACACUUUUUACUUUACAAAACUUUGAGAAUCCUUCCUGUCUCAGCGAAAGCAACCGCCAUGGGAAUCGUCGGAAAUCUCACUCCGGAGCAGCUCCACUCCUUCAACUCUCAAGGCUUCCUUGUACUGGAAUCAUUUACGAGCCCUGAAGAAAUUGAAGCUAUGAGGAAGAGGAUGGACAAAUUGCUUCAAGACUUUGACACCUCCACCACCGCUUCUAUUUUCUCCACCAAAAAUCCGUUAAAGUUGACUGAUGAAUACUUCUAUGAAAGUGCUGAAAAGAUUUCCUUUUUCUUUGAAGAAAAAGCAUUUGAUGAUGAUGGAAACUUAAAGCAACCGAAGGAACUUUCAAUUAAUAAAGUUGGGCAUGCAUUACAUGAGAUUGACCCAGGUUUCAAAGAAUUCUCUUGCUCUGCGAAAGUUUCGAGUUUGCUUUUCUCCUUAGGUUACAAGAGGCCAGUGAUCAUUCAGUCAAUGUAUAUUUUUAAGCAACCAGGUAUAGGAGGCGAAGUAACUCCUCACCAGGACAACUCAUUUCUUUAUACUGAACCUCAAACUUGCACUGGGCUGUGGCUUGCUCUAGAAGAUGCAACAGUUGUAAACGGCUGCCUUUGGGCCAUUCCUGAAUCUCAAAAAAAGGGCCUUGUUAGGAGGUUCAUUAGGGGUGAAGAUGGAGUUUACUUUGAUCGGCCUUCACCAUCCUAUGACCAGAAAGAUUUUGUCCCUAUCGAAGUGAAAGCUGGGUCUUUGGUUGUAAUUCAUGGUGAUCUUAUUCAUCAAAGUUUUGAAAAUCAAUCUCCAAAUUCACGGCAUGCAUACAGCUUGCAUGUGGUAGAUACUGAUGGCUGCAAGUGGGCAGAAGAUAAUUGGAUCAAAAGAAAAGUGGAGCCAGAGCCCCUCUAUGCUUCUUGAUCAGACCCCUGAGUUUAUCCGGCCCUGGUAGUUGCAUGGAAGUUUUCAUGUACGUGUCUAAGCAAAAAUCAUCUAUUCUCAGUGCCAGUAUGUGUACGAUUAUGCUCACCCAAUAAUAUUUACUGAAAAACCAAAAUGGCUGCCCAUUUUGAUGUUUCUUCAUCUACAUUUCGGUGUUUAUUAACCUCUUAACAAUAUAAUAAUAUCUGUAUAUAAAUUUAAUACGUAGCCUAUUUUUUAAUGCUUUUUGGAAUAGUUCCUUUUGUCCCAUUUCCUUUUCACCCUUCCUUCCAACGGAGUAUAAGAGUUGAUUGAUCAUUCGGAAAUCAUUCCCAACAUAUGAUCUGAUAGUGUUGCUAACCUAUAAUUAAAGCAUCAAUGGCGUUUUGGGAUGUAUGAUCUUCUAUAAAGAGAAUUAUAAACUACGAAGUUUCCUACCUUAUGACGCAUGGAUGUGUUCAAAAACGUAUUUCCCCACUUCAUUUCUUUUGUUGGUUUGUCUCUCCUUCCUCCUGGUUGGCAAGGUGAAACGUAAGGACCCAUGCAUGAAUAUGAAUAUAACAGAAAACAAACAAACCAACGCUAUGCAAAAAUGGAGGCAGUGAAAAAUUUUAAGUGUGGUAUGCAGCCAGCAGCUUGUUAUUAAAGUGUUGAAUUCAAUGAUUAGGGUUUAAAUCUUGACAGCUUCACUAAAAAAAAAAAAGGGUGGUAUAAAACAAUAGUAUGACAGAAAACUUGAUU